Messenger RNA from Trypanosoma theileri, 672 nucleotides. RefSeq lists its product as uncharacterized. Lineage: Eukaryota; Euglenozoa; Kinetoplastea; Trypanosomatida; Trypanosomatidae. The transcript has a single exon. The annotation marks the transcript as partial. The record is from RefSeq and is a predicted model, not a curated record.
CCAGCGGUGCCAGUUCCUAUGCCAACACAGAUGAGAAGCUCUACUCCUUCUGUGCCCAGUGUAUCACCAACAGCAGCAGUACAGCCAUCAACUGUUUCAGCGCCAGCGGUGCCAGUUCCUGUGCCAGCACAGAUGAGAAGCUCUACUCCUUCUGUGCCUAGCGUAUCACCAGCAGCAGCAGUACAGCCAUCAACUGGUUCGGCGCCAGCGGUGCCAGUUCCUAUGCCAACACAGAUGAGAAGCUCUACUCCUUCUGUGCCUAGUGUAUCACCAGCAGCACCAGUACAGCCAUCAACUAGUUCGGCGCCAGCGGUGCCAGUUCCCGUGCCAGUACAAGUGUCACAACCGUUGUCAUUUACGACUUUUGAAUCUGUCCCAAUUUCCACGAUGACUGGUACUGCUUUGACUCCUCAAGCAACUGUUGUUUCUACUGUUAAUGCUACCUCUGUUUUGGGUGGAAUUUCGUCAAUUCCAACUCCAGUACCUGUAUCUGUUUGUGAUUAUAAGAAUGAGGAUUCUAGACCUCAGGUGCAAAUGUGGGGCUCGGUCCCAAUGCCAGUACCGGUGGCAGCGCCUGUUCCAGUUGCCUCUACCACAUCAGGUACGCACGCAAAGGAAAAGAAAAAGAGGGAGCACAAAGAGCAUAAGCACAGAGAACAUAAGCACAAAUGA